This is a messenger RNA of Mizuhopecten yessoensis (Yesso scallop), 2640 nucleotides long. Its product is annotated as eukaryotic translation initiation factor 2D-like. Gene Ontology annotation, biological process: formation of translation preinitiation complex; translational initiation. The record is from RefSeq and is a predicted model, not a curated record. Bases 155 to 1978 code for a protein of 607 amino acids. The transcript has 14 exons. Lineage: Eukaryota; Metazoa; Mollusca; Bivalvia; Pectinida; Pectinidae. Gene Ontology annotation, molecular function: translation initiation factor activity.
UCCUGACAGAACGACGGACAGGACUGAAUUCGGAGUAUAUUUAUAAUCGUCUGACGCACGAGUAAAAUCAGACCUAGGCCCAAAGUGUGACAUCUGCUGCUUACGCACCUCAUCCAUAUUAUUUCAAACGAAAAGAGACGAUUGUAUAUUCAAAAUGUUCCAGAAGCCAUUUCGAGUUAAAACACAGACAGCAAUCAAGGGAUCGGACAGGAAAAAGCUGCGUGCUUCUUUAGGGUCCAGUUUUCCCAGUUUAACAGCAGAUGAUCUGACGCGAGCUGUGCCGGCCAAAGAGGAGAUGACCGUGACAAAGAUUUACACCCAUUCGGGUGAUACAGCGGUCUUUUACAGCCUUAACAAGAACCCAGCAUUUUUGGAAUUUGGGCGACAGCUUUAUCCUACAGUUUAUACACUAUGGAAAUUUCCAUGCAUGAUGUUUACUUUCACAACAUGGUCACCACUGUUAAAAAAGUUUCUGGGAGGAGCAGAUCUGAUGUUGCCUGGAGUUAUAGUACAAGGGGAGAUUACUCCAGCUACGUUCAAACACAUCAACAAAGGGGAUACGUGUGCAGUAAAGCUGAAUGGAAAUCUUGCACCAGUUGCUGUAGGAAAGACGGCACUCUCUGGGUCAGACAUGUUUGACUCGGGGAUGCGAGGAAAGGGAGUGCACUUCAUACACAUGCUUGGGGAUGAGCUAUGGGCAUAUGGAGACCAGUCUCAGCCUCCACUAAUUCCAGAUGCAGCUGCUGUAAAAGACAUAGACUCAUUUGCUGAAGAAGGGGGUGGGGCAGGGAAUGAUUGUGCCGCUGGGGACGGAACAGAUAGAGAGAUGAGUAACCAUGUUAGAUCUUUGUGUGUAGAGGAUGAUGUGAACAGAUCCUCAUUGACUAAUAAUCAGGUUGGUAACCAUGGUGACAAUAUUAAAGGUGCUACAGGUGGUAACCAUGGAGAUAAUGCUGAAAGUGCUAAAGCUGGGGAUCCAGACGUUUCUGCAUCUGUUGGGUCUGGGACAGAUGAGGUAGAUGCUUUGCUAGACAGAUGCUUUAAGUGUGCUAUUAAGGCGUCUGUAAAGGAUUCUGACCUGCCUCUACUCACCAGUGCCUUCUACCGCCAACACAUGCUGCCUUACUGUCCAACAGGAAAAAGCUUAGACAUCAAAAAGUCCAGUUAUAAGAAGUUAUCAGUGUUUCUAAGACAAAAAAUGAAAGAAGGCUACAUCAGAGUUCGUGAGGAUUAUACAAGAGAUGCAGAGGUCAUCGUCUCAAUAUGCGAUAAUCAUCUCGGGUUGGAAGACAUAAACGCGUCAGACCUGGAACGGUCAUUUGGAGUAGCUGGCGCCACCGCUGCAGAAUCUUUCCAAACCCCAAUUAUCACAGAGAUGUUUUCCAUCCCGUCAGCUUUAGUACAUCUUGUUAAACCGUAUGGCCACAGUAAGGGCAGUGCGCUGACAGGACAGGAGAUGAGGACCUUAAUCACAGACUACGUCAGGGAUAACAACCUGCAGGAUGAAAACAAUAAAAGACAAAUCCAGCUAGACCCUCAUUUAGCAGACAUUGUCUUAAACAAAGGGGAGGGCAACACCCUCUACAUGAAUUGGGAAGAUGUCUUUUCCAAGGUUUUAAGUAAAGCACAGCCAGCUUUUAGUGUGACAUACCCAGGAAAGCCAGCCGUCAUAUCAAAGGGAAAGUUAGAACCCAUCAGAAUCACAGUGGAACAGCGGGCCAGCAACAAAAAGGCCACUUUGAUAGACAACUUAGAGACGUUUGGUAUUGAUGCAACAGAUUUAGCCCAUCGUGUUCAGGUGGGCGUGGCAUGUAGCACCAGUGUUAUUCCCCACCCACAGAAGGGCAAGGGCAUGCAGGUUCUCAUACAGGGUAACCAAGUGAGAUUCGUUGCAGACCUCCUCCUAGAAAAAUUUAAAGUACCGAGGAAAUAUGUCACUGGACUUGAAAAAAUGCCGAAGAGUAAGAAGAAGAAAUAAUCUGGAUUGCAACGUACGUGGUUGUGAUGAUUAAAGUUUUCUGAAAACAUCAACAACGCAGCCAGCAUUAUUUUCGCUGAAUCAUCUAUUCACUGUGGUUUGGUGGUUCACAUGCUGAUAGUUGCAUUUAUUGGAUCUGAACUGGCAUGUCUUCAACACCCAUUUGAUAUUCAGUGAAAAGAACUGUUAUCUGCGAAAGCCUGUUUUUAAUCUAAAACGACAAAAAAUAAAUAAAUACAACAUGACUUUGUGAUUCACCAUUUUAAUGUUUUCUUUCCAAGGGUGAUAUUAAUUUUACAAAGGAUUUUCAUUAGCAAAGAAACAAGACUAGACCUACAAUUUACAAUGGUAAUAAUUUAAGUCACAACUAUCUUCAAAUGGGUAUAUAUUACCCUGUACCGGGUAAUAUAUGUUCUGUAUGGUCGUCACUCUUGUCCCUCCAUUAUCUUUAGGGGUAAAUGUACGUUCAUAUGCAUGAUUUGCUUUGAACAAUUACAGCUUUGUUGCUCAAUUUAUAAGAUCAAAUUGGUUAAAUAAACAACAGAAAGAGUUAUUGUUCAAAAUAAAGUGACAAUUUAAUCUUCGUCAAUGUGAAAGGUAAAUGAACCAAGCUUUAUCUUAUAAUAUGGCUCUUUGUAAACACUGAUAGGGUCGAUUCCAUU